Vitis riparia (riverbank grape) is the source of this 1552-nucleotide messenger RNA. Its product is annotated as F-box protein SKIP19-like. The coding region runs from base 192 to 1157 and encodes 321 amino acids. The transcript is spliced from 3 exons. Gene Ontology annotation, molecular function: protein binding. The record is from RefSeq and is a predicted model, not a curated record. Lineage: Eukaryota; Viridiplantae; Streptophyta; Magnoliopsida; Vitales; Vitaceae.
AGUAGACCAAACCUUGACAUUUGAUAUCAUGAAAUUAAGAAUGUAGGAGCACAAAAUGCCAAAGACGACAUCAAAUCUCAUUUCCUUUAAUCUCAACCGACCCUCUUCCCAAUCCCCGAUUCCUCUUACCAUUUUCCCAAAAACCCUAGACUCAAAUAUCUCUCCCCAGAACAUUUUCUCUUUUUCCAAACAUGGAUCCCCCAACUCCAGAUUCAACCUCCAGAGAAGAGGAAGAGGAAGAGAGAAAUUGGCAGGAAUUGCCCCGAGAUGUGACGUCAAUGAUACUCUCCAAGCUCAAUGCCGUGGAAAUCUUAUCUAGUGCCCAGUUCGUCUGUUCUUUCUGGCGUAAACUGUGCAGAGAACCUAUGAUGUGGCGAAACAUAGAUAUGCACAAUCUGGGUGAUCUUUGCGACUUGGGAUACGAUCUCGAGGAAAUGGCAAGGCACGCUGUUGAUCGAAGCGGUGGUCAGCUGCUCAGCAUCUGUAUCGAAGACUUCGCUACUGAUAAUCUUCUCAAUUAUAUCAUUGAUAGAUCCAGUCAUAUCAGACAUCUUAGACUUGUAUCUUGCUAUGGCAUUUCAGAUGAUGGACUGAGUGAAGGGAUUAAAAGGCUUCCAUUAUUAGUUGAGAUUGACCUUUGCUAUUGCUCAUUCUCAAAAGAGGUCCUGGAAGCUAUUGGGCAGUGUUGCCCGCGGCUGAAGUCAUUCAGAUUGAACUGCCAGGGCUUCAGACACCCACACAUAGAGUGUGAUGAGGAGGCCCUAGCCAUUGCACAAAACAUGCCCGGAUUGAAAAGCCUUCAGCUGUUUGGGAAUAAGCUGACAAACGAUGGUUUGCUGGCUAUUCUUGAUGGCUGUUGUCAUCUUGAAUCCCUUGACCUGCGUCAAUGUUUCAAUGUAAAUUUGGGAGGGAAUUUGGCGAAAAGAUGUGCUGAACAGAUAAAAAUUUUGCGAUAUCCCAAUGACUCCACUGAUGACUACGAGUUUGAUGCUGAAAUUCAUGAUGAUGCUUCUUUUGAUGAAGAAUACCCAUCUGGGAUUUCUGACCUUGAUUUAUUGUCUGAUGGUGACUACUAUGACUUCUCUGAUGGCAGCGAUUUCUCUGAAUAUGAUCCCUCUGAUUAUGAUCCAUAUGAGCCACAUCAUUUUUAUGAUUAAUGCUUUGUAGGCGGGGGAUGCAAUAAUCCCCAUCAUUUGCUUCUUGGGCGAAGAUAUCUGAAAUGGCAUUAGAAGGUUCCAGCAGUGCUCUUUUUGCAGGUUGCUGUUGAUCUAACAAAUGUGAAACAGGUUUUGUUAUCAGCAUCUAGGAACAACAGUAUGUUUAAGUUGCCCCUAACCAACCAUCAGCAUUCCUGUUUUCUUUGUCCAUAUUAUACUCACUUUUCUGGCUUUCCUUUAUCCGUCUUUCAGACAUAUUUCGUUCUUAUUUUGAUAAACAUCUAGUGUUGUUUUAUGCUUUGGUGACUCUUCUAUUUUGCCUAUCAUGGAAUAUGAUGUCAUUGGGUUACUUCACAGGCAUAUAUUUGAUGUACAUGAAAAAUAUUGAGCUGCAA